CAGGUUGUAUGUAUUGGCCGACUGAAAAUACAGUUAGCGGUCGCACUGUUAGUUCAACAUUGCACCACAUUGCGAGGACGGCCUCGCAUCCCCUUUCUUCUUCUGCGCUAUUUGUGUAUCUUAGGAAAUGGCUUUAUUGACCCCUCUCCUCGCGUUCCUCUACCACUUGCCGUUAGUGUACAAGUGGCUGCUAAAACCGUAUUAUGUCUCGUCGCUUUUCAUGUCGAUAGCUUUCCUAGCAGUCCGCAAGACUCCAGGAAUCUGCGACCAUCUUUCGACACAACGAGAGGAUGGCAAUCCUUGUGACUUUGACUGGAGAGAGGUGGAGGUCCUCAUGUUUCUCAGCGCCAUUGUCAUGAUGAAGAACAGGAGAGCCAUCACGGUGGAACAGCAUGUAGGGAACAUCAUCCUCUUCAGCAAGGUGGCCAACGUCAUCCUCUUCUUCCGACUAGACAUCCGUAUGGGCCUACUAUACCUCACCCUCUGCAUCGUGCUCCUGAUGACUUGCAAGCCUCCUCUCUACAUGGGCCCUGAGUACAUCAAAUACUUCAGCGACAAAACCAUAGAGGAUGAGUUGGAAAGAGAUAACCGUGUGACCUGGAUUGUAGAGUUCUUUGCCAACUGGUCUCCUGAGUGCCAGUCCUUCGCUUCUGUCUACGCAGAUCUGUCGCUCAAGUACAACUGUACCGGGCUGAAGUUUGGCAAGGUGGACAUCGGCAGAUAUGGAGACGUUUCUAAGACGUACAAGGUCAGCACCUCCCCCCUGUCCAAGCAGCUGCCCUCUCUGGUGCUCUUCCAGGGGGGGAAGGAAGUAAUGAGGCGCCCCCAGGUGGACAAGAAGGGAAGGGCUGUGUCCUGGACCUUCACUGAGGAGAACAUCAUCCGUGAGUUCAACCUGAACGAGCUGUACCAGAAGUCCAAGAAGCUCUCAAAGAACAAGGGUGACCAUGGCGACAAGCUGAGCGAAUCACAGUUCCCGCCUGUCCCCGAGGAGGAGGAGCCAGAGGCAGAGGUCGAUGCCCAGGAGGAGACAGAGACCAAGAAAGACAAAUAGAAUCUCUUGGGGCCCUGGGAGAAUGUGGUGACAUCACAAUGGGACUGGGUGGUGUUAUGCAAAUGCAGAGCGAGGCAGUAGAAGGCGUGUCGUUGCAAGGGAACAUCGUUGAUUGUGAUUUUGUUGUUUUCCUUAAUUCUUUUCAAUUUUGCAAUGGAUUUUGAGUUGCAAAACCAGUUUUGAUGAUUGUUUAUGCAUUAAUAUGUUUGAUAUGUUAAUAUAAACUAACUUAAAUUUUGCUUACUUCCAUUAGUUUAAAUUACAUUGUUUCACUACCAAGUCCCUGGAGCCUCAAAGCUCAGGUUUGCACUUCUACACCGAAACCAUUCCUUUAUUUAAAACAAAAAUAUUCAGCUUACUUGCCCUGUCAGGUAAACAAUUUCAAGUGCACCCAUCGACAUAUUAGAUGUGUAGAUGUAAUGGACCAAUGGCAGACUUUGGCACAGAGGCAUGUCAUGCCAGUCAAUCUGAGUCACUUUCAAGUGCAACAUGCUUAUCUAUUGGUAUACAAAUGUGUCAUGUUACCUACCUCCAUUGAUGAUGAUGAUGAAGACGAUUAAGAUGGUUUUCUGCUGUGUGUUUUUUGUGUUAACGAGUCCUAAAGACACAUUUUACCCAAGAACGGUUUCUUCUAAAUGUUCUAGUGUAGUCUCUACUCUGGGCGCUACUGUGUUCUACUGUAUGUCUGUUCCACUGGCUGCAUGUCUGUUCCAACAUGCGUCCUAUCAUCUUUAUCAUCUAGUCACAUGAUCGUGGCUUGUUUAGGUCCUUACAACACUGGAAGGAAGAUGAGGGAUGGAAGGAGAGUGGUGGAGGGAGGGAGAGAGGCUAGGUGAUACAUUCCCCAUCAACUAAACGUCCAUUUUGUUGCUCCUAUGCUUCAAUCAAGUGCUUCUCUCUGAAUAUGGUCUCUUCCUUCCUCUGCUCCAUCUCUCUGUCUCUCCUCCUGGUUCAGUGACUUUCCUCUGCUUUGUGAGCUCAACAAUGUGACUUAUCCAGAGUUUCUUAUUUUAUAAAACCUGUUAUGUUUUUUGUAAACCAGUAACUUUUAACACAUUAUUUCUUUCCAUGCUGUUUUACAGUGUGUCAUUUGGUGUUGUGGAACAUAUUUCUUUUUCAUUCACGUUUGAAUUUUCAAUAAAACCAACUGUCCUUUUUCUCUUCCUCUUGAAUAAUCUGACUAGACUGAAUGGGGGGUCAGAGGUUUUGUGGAGCACAUGUCCUAUCAGAUAUUCAAGGGGCAGACAAGGGAAAUAUUUUUCAUAGAAUUCCAUGAGAAUGUUGGAAUCCUGCAGCUCAUCUGGAAGUUCUAUCCUGAAUGUGAGUCCCUGUCUGUGUAUGAUAUGAUCCUGCUGGGAAUGUGAGUCCCUGUCUGUGUAUGAUAUGAUCCUGCUCGGAGUGAACCUAGUUGAGUAUUUGGUUACUUGGGGAUCCAAGUUUUUUCAUGCAAUAAAUAAAUGUGCACGUA
Messenger RNA from Osmerus eperlanus (European smelt), 2522 nucleotides. RefSeq names its product thioredoxin-related transmembrane protein 2b (gene tmx2b). The record is from RefSeq and is a predicted model, not a curated record. The transcript has 8 exons. Gene Ontology annotation, biological process: brain development. Gene Ontology annotation, cellular component: membrane-bounded organelle. Bases 128 to 1054 code for a protein of 308 amino acids. Gene Ontology annotation, molecular function: disulfide oxidoreductase activity. Lineage: Eukaryota; Metazoa; Chordata; Actinopteri; Osmeriformes; Osmeridae.